UUUAAAUUUUUUUUUCCCAUUCUCACCCUCCCUCAUUCUUUCCCCCUCUCCGAUGAAUCGACUCCGGUGAAGACACCCCCCUCCCUACCCGAAAAGGACAACCUCGGAAUCCCGACUCAACUACACACACUACAACAACAACAACAACAAAAACACGCAGAGGGCGCAGUUAUUCGUGGACUGUCUUCCUGAUUUAAUUUGGCAAGUAAGUUUGCGGAUUUGAAGGCUGGAAUAUCACAAGCUCCAAACUGCCCACAAUGCGCUGUUUAGCGUUUACCGAAGGAAGGGUGUAAAUGGAUUUUGUCGAACAAGGGAGGAUGGCUCAUGGAAUUCCUUCGCAAGGGAAAAUCGCCGUCACGGUGGACGAGUACAGCUCGAAUCCGACCCAAGCCUUCACUCAUUACAACAUUAACCAGAGUCGCUUCCAGCCGCCACACGUGCAUAUGGUCGACCCCGUCCCGUACGACACUCCGAAGCCAGCGGGCCACACGCGGUUCGUCUGCGUCUCUGACACACACUCGCGAACGGACGGCAUUCAGAUGCCAUACGGGGACAUUCUGCUACACACGGGCGACUUCACAGAGCUCGGGCUCCCCACGGAGGUUAAGAAGUUCAACGAUUGGUUAGGAACCCUUCCCUAUGAAUAUAAAAUAGUCAUCGCUGGAAACCAUGAACUGACGUUUGAUAAGGACUUCAUUGCCGAGCUGGUGAAGCAGGAUUAUUACCGCUUCCCAUCCGUCUCCAAGUUGAAGCCCGAGGACUUUGACAAUGUCCAGUCUCUUCUCACCAACUGUGUUUACGUGCAAGACUCAGAAGUGACGGUGAAAGGGUUUCAGAUAUACGGCACUCCAUGGACCCCCUGGUUUAACGGCUGGGGUUUCAACCUGCCCCGAGGGCAAUCUCUACUCGACAAAUGGAAUCUAAUUCCAGAGGGUAUCGACGUUCUCAUGACGCACGGCCCACCUCUGGGUUUUCGAGACUGGGUUCCCAAGGAGCUACAGAGAGUGGGAUGCGUCGAGCUCUUGAACACGGUGCAGAGGCGAGUGCGGCCAAAACUCCACGCCUUUGGAGGAAUCCAUGAGGGUUACGGCAUCAUGACAGAUGGCUACACCACGUAUAUAAACGCCUCCACUUGUACAGUCAGUUUCCAGCCAAUAAACCCACCCAUUAUCUUCGACCUUCCGAAUCCUCCUGGAUCCUGAGCCAAGGUGGAGCGGCCAUGAACUGCCAUUUUGUUUUCUUUAAUGGAAAGUGUGACUUUAAGAAAUAAUAAUAAUUCUGUUAAAUGUUUUUACUUGUACAACCUGGUUAUAUAUUUUUUUUGUAAAAAUGCUGGUACAAAUCGUAGAGAUUGUGCUCGAUACAGAUUGGUUCUCUUGAGGUUAA
Messenger RNA from Leucoraja erinaceus (little skate), 1386 nucleotides. RefSeq names its product metallophosphoesterase domain containing 2a (gene mpped2a). The transcript is spliced from 7 exons. Lineage: Eukaryota; Metazoa; Chordata; Chondrichthyes; Rajiformes; Rajidae. The record is from RefSeq and is a predicted model, not a curated record. Bases 294 to 1202 code for a protein of 302 amino acids. Gene Ontology annotation, molecular function: hydrolase activity.